Molecule: messenger RNA, 438 nt
Organism: Fraxinus pennsylvanica
Lineage: Eukaryota; Viridiplantae; Streptophyta; Magnoliopsida; Lamiales; Oleaceae
Source: the annotation of a GenBank genome assembly
AUGGAUAUGAAAAUGAAGAAGCCUGUUUCCAGAAAGAAGAAGAAUAAUGAUGAGAGCAUGAACACAAGGAGCAGUAGAUUCUUGAUCACUAUAAACGUAUUUGGGAGUGCAGGGCCAUUAAGAUUUGUUGUGAAUGAAGAUGAUAAUGCUGCAGGAGUGGUCGAGACUGCUUUAAAAUUAUAUGCUCGAGAGGGACGCCUUCCAAUUCUUGGUUCUGACGUCAACAGUUUCUUUCUUUAUCCUUCCAACGCUGGAUUGGAUGCUCUUUCUCCAUCGGAGUCAAUAGGAUCACACGGAGGAGUAAGGAACUUCAUCUUGUGCAAGAAGCAGAGCCAUCCACACAUGACUGAAGCAAGGUCACAGGUUAUUGCUCGAAAGAGAGGAGGAUGGCGUGCGCGGCUCCAGAAAUCCUUUAAUCUUAAAAUUUUAUCUCAUUGA